AUGACUACCCCUGAGAAUGCAUACCAGGAAAUCGCCCAGGUCUUCUCUUCCAGAGGGAACCACAUUAUGGAGAUUGAGAUGAUCUCCUCGGCUCUAGGGACCCCCUUUAUGCAGGAUGGAUUGUUUAUUGGAAUUACCAAGAAAAUGCUAGUUCAGGCCUACACAGUCGCACGAAAACUGUUCCAAGGCCUAGCGUCAGCUGGAGAUGACUUUCAUGUGGAAUUCGAAACGGACUCCAAUGGAUCAGAUCGAGUGAUUACGGAAGUCAUGCUGCUCUUUGAUUGUGAGCAUCUGUCGGCAUGUAAUUGGCGUAAACGUCGACUUCUGGCAGCUGUGACACAAUGCUCUAAGAAUGAGAAUCAGGAUCAGAUUGCCUUGACAAGACGGCUGUUGGAAACAGAGUUGACGCUCUUGACAACUUAUCAAUGCUCCCCACUGCACCGACAUACAAAAUCCCCGACAUUAUGGUCCCAUAGGUUGUGGGUUUUGCGGCAGAUGUUUUUCAUUCAGUCCUGGGACGCGGAAGCUUUGUUGAACCUGCUACGUGUGGAGCUAGAUGGGGUUCUGCGUGCCGCGGAAUUACAUCCUAAGAAUUACUACGCCUUUGGCUAUAUGCGUCAGCUUCAUGCCCUUGCGAAUACAGAGAUUGCGGGUCAACUGAGUUGGUCUGCCGAAUUGGCUAGGCCCUUAUUGGACCCAGUUCUUGACUGGUGUCUUGCUCAUCCAAGGGACAUCUCGGCCUGGACCUUCGGAAAGUAUUUGCUCGGCUGUAUUCCAGAGCAACAGAUUCGGACGGAUGCUGUUGGACGGGUGGUUUGCUUUGCGCGGGAUAUUGGAUGGGAAGGUGAGAGUCUGUGGACGUUCGUUGACCAGUCCAUCCGCCAAUUUGACCUGGAGAGUGUGCUCGAUGAGAUUCUCCCUGGUUCUAGCGUGGAACCGCCCACUCCGAAAUGGCCGUGGCGGGACCGGCUGACCAGGGCGCGAGAAUAUUGGGCUGUAUAUAGGAAACCAAUGUAG
Penicillium odoratum is the source of this 1017-nucleotide messenger RNA. RefSeq lists its product as uncharacterized. Gene Ontology annotation, cellular component: cytoplasm. Gene Ontology annotation, molecular function: protein prenyltransferase activity. The transcript has a single exon. The record is from RefSeq and is a predicted model, not a curated record. Gene Ontology annotation, biological process: protein prenylation. The coding region runs from base 1 to 1017 and encodes 338 amino acids. Lineage: Eukaryota; Fungi; Ascomycota; Eurotiomycetes; Eurotiales; Aspergillaceae.